UUGCGUCUUGGCAUGACCUUACUAGUAUCCCCGAUACGUGGGGAUGGGGUGACAAAGAUGCUUAGUAUGUAAUAUUACAGUGGCGAAGUGCUCUGCCACGUACAAAAGGUGAUUGAAAUUUUUUAUUCCAGCAGAUGCUAACGGUACUUUGAAUGUAGCUUUUCAAAGAUCCUGAGCUAUCGAAUGCUGAAACUGAAGCAUAGGCUGCAUUUUACUUGCUCUCCAGUAAUUCAAGGAGGGAUAAGCGAUCCGCCCACUCCGCGGCAACACUACCGAGUCUAAAAAUAAGAUGUGACUCGAGUACUUAGAUGACGGCUUUCGGAGACGAGGGAAUAUUAUUCUCUCACACGGUACACUAUGUCCAACGAAGUCAAGCCUGCUGCGUACAAAACUCAUGGCUAUCAUGAGUCUGUUCUGCGCUCGCACAAGUCGCGUACCGCCGAGGCUUGUGCGGCUUACCUUCUACCAUCCAUUCGCCCGGAUAUGAACAUCCUAGACGUUGGAUCGCCCAAGGGUCAUGUCACAGGGAUCGACAUGGGCGCAGAAGUGCUGGAGCACGCGCGCGCGAAUGCUGAGCAGCAGGGCUUAGCAAACAUCACGUUUCAAACCGGCAGUGUCCUCGAAUUGCCGUUCCCAGAUAACACCUUCGACAUCGUACAUGCCCACCAGGUCAUCCAACACACAACCGAUCAAGUAAAGGCCCUGCAGGAGAUGCGCAGGGUGACUAAAGAUGGCGGGAUUGUCGCCGUUAGGGAUGCCGACAUGUCUGCCAUGAACUGGUUCCCGAAUCUGGAGGGUUUAGAGGAAUGGCGCAAGAUCUAUAUGGCAAUCGCGCGCGCUUCUGGGGGAGAACCAGAUGCCGCUCGACGGCUUCAUUUUUGGGCCAAAGGAGCCGGUUUCAAGAGAGACCAGAUCUCUCUCAGUACUGCCACUAAUUUGUACGCAACCGCCGAAGAAGCUGGCUGGUGGGGUAACAUGUGGGCGGACCGUACUAUGCAGUCACUCUUCUUAAAGACUGCCACUGAAGGAGGGUACGCUUCGUUGGAUGAGGUUUCUCGUAUUGCCGAUGUAUGGCGCCAGUGGGGAGGGCACGAGGAUGCGUGGUUUGCCUUGCUGCAGGGACAAAUGCUUUGCAAAGUCGAGAAGGAUGGUAGUAAAUAGUGCAAAGUCGUAGUUUUGCCCGCGACGUCAGUUGUUGCCAUAAGGGAAGGAAAGGAGGCAAGAAACAGGCUGUAGCA
Messenger RNA from Desarmillaria tabescens, 1238 nucleotides. Its product is annotated as methyltransferase type 11. The coding region runs from base 358 to 1161 and encodes 267 amino acids. The transcript has 2 exons. The record is from RefSeq and is a predicted model, not a curated record. Lineage: Eukaryota; Fungi; Basidiomycota; Agaricomycetes; Agaricales; Physalacriaceae.